Messenger RNA from Drosophila pseudoobscura, 1774 nucleotides. RefSeq names its product homeobox protein MOX-2. The record is from RefSeq and is a predicted model, not a curated record. Gene Ontology annotation, molecular function: DNA-binding transcription factor activity, RNA polymerase II-specific; RNA polymerase II cis-regulatory region sequence-specific DNA binding. Gene Ontology annotation, biological process: brain development; central nervous system development; neuron differentiation. NCBI's taxonomy places the organism in Eukaryota, Metazoa, Arthropoda, Insecta, Diptera, Drosophilidae. The transcript has 3 exons. Bases 368 to 1705 code for a protein of 445 amino acids. Gene Ontology annotation, cellular component: nucleus.
ACUUUUCAUUCGAGUUUGCAACACGUCCGCGUUCGCAUGCGUCUCUCCAGCGAGCGCCUCUUUCAGCCAGAAAAGCUUUGAUUCGGUUCGAUUCGAUUCCGUGUGUUACAUCCGUCCCGGAAGGCGCCGCACUGUAGGCAACACUUUGCCGUGCCGUCGGCAAAGCGGAAGUAGCGGAAAAUUAACUCCCGGCUAUCGCGCAAGUGGAAGUGCAUUAAAAGGAGAGCUUUACAAACUAUUAAAGGAUUACGCGUUGAACGGCACACUACUUGGAAACGGAUCCGAUGCACUGAGCAGCUCAUAGAUCAAAAGCAGCAGCAGCAGCAACGACAACUCGGAGACAGCGUUGGCACAAAUAUCUCUAAGCAUGUUGCAGAAUCCUUCCAAAUAUCACGCAAAUCCCUUGUCACACUUCCUGGCAUUGCAUAACACACAGGCACACACAGGAGGUGCCGCUGCAGCAGCCAGUGGCGGUGCAGGAGUGGGCUUGGGGGUGGGAGGCAUCCCUGCACAUGGUCAACCGCAUCAUGCGUUGCCCACAGCAGCUUUGGCGGCGGCAGCAGCUGCGGCGGCCGCCGUCUCGGCAGGUCAGAGUUCGUACCAAAUGGAGCACCAGCAGCAACAUCACCAUCAUCAUCAUCAUCAUCAUCAUCAGGAGCAGCCAGGGCAACACCAACAACUCCCCCACCCAGACAGCCACCACCCACCGACAACAGGCAGCAACAGCAGCAACAACCACCGGGAACAGUUGGCGGCGGCCACUGCGACGUCGCACGCGCAGCUCUUCGAGGCGGCAGCGGCGCAUUCCUCCCUCGACGUGGGCAAGUCCUUUACAAUAGCCGCCAUUUUGGGGCUGCAGAGCCAGGGUCGCAAGGACUACAACAAUGCCAUCAAUCUGUCUCUCAAUGGCGCCGCACGCGAUGCCAUUGACCAGGACAGCAGCCACAACCACAGCAACAACAACAACCACAACAACAACAACAACAGCCAGAGUGUAAAGAACUUCAAUUGUGAUAGCAGUCGCUACGUGCCCCCGCACCACCCGCACCAUCAUCCACCUGGAUUUGCGGCCGCCGCCGCUGUGGCAGCCGCCGUGGGGGCAGCAGCUCCCUCGGCCCUACAGAGCCUCCAACAGCUCCACCAGCAGCAUCACGCCCAGCAGCAGGCCACGCUCAGCUUCCAGCGGGAGAAGCUCAAGUCGGACUCCCACAAGAAGAGCUCGCUGAAGAACAAGCGCGUGCGGACCAUUUUCACGCCAGAGCAGCUGGAGUGCCUGGAGGCGGAGUUCGAGCGGCAGCAGUACAUGGUGGGGCCGGAGCGACUGUACCUCGCCCACACGCUCAAGCUAACGGAGGCGCAGGUUAAGGUGUGGUUCCAGAAUCGUCGCAUCAAGUGGCGCAAGCACCACCUGGAACUCACCCAGCAGCGGCUAGCCCUGAUCCGGCAAACCCAGCUGCCGGGCACGGUCAUGGGCACCGGUUCCGGCGCAGUGGGCGCCAAUGCGGGCGGAUCCGGGUCAACAGAUCUCAACGCCGGAUGCAGUGCAGCCUCGCCCAGUCUGCAGGAGGAGGACAACGAGGACAGCAAGCAAUCGCUGUCGCUGCCCAUGCCGCCCCUGAGUCGAGCCCAGUCCGAGUCCGAUCUGUCCAUCUGCAACGACUCCCUGGACGGCGACAGCCUCAUGGACGGCAGCGAGGAGGCCUAAAGUAUUCCUGUGCAAAGCAAAUUUCUGUAAAUAUAGCCAAAUAAAUAUGUACAAUACGGGUUUUCUUUA